AUCAGAAUGCACGGGUGUCGCAGCUCGCGCUUCCGCUUUUGACCACCAACAGUGCUCAUGCGAUCAAAACAGUCGACUUACGUCGUCAUUUUUGGCAUUUUUGAAAAACUUUGUGAACCUUUGCUCAUCGAAUGAACUUCCCAAAUGUAUUGUACUUUAUUGAGAAAGAUUUAAGAAUCAGGACGACGCCUGGAAGCUGAGAACCAACUUCAACAAUUUAAUUCAACUUUCAUCAGACAAUUCAAUUUACAAAUAUGUCAGUGCCAGAGGUCUUGCUUGCCAAUGGGUUGGAAUCAGUAGGAAUCGUCCAUCAGGGACUGCAAUACCUGAGGGAAGCUGUCCAACAGCAGCUUCAGGAGACAGAAAGGAGACACAGAGAUGAGCUGGAGAGGAGGAUUCAUAGCAACACUCUUCUUUCAGCAGAUGUGGACCGACCGACCGGGGGUACUAAUGAAGGAACUUGUCAAACAAAACCUGGAGAACUAAGGCGAUAUGCCUCUACACAUGCAUUGACGUCUGCUAAUAGAACAUCAAAGAAUUCUAGGCUGUUAGAGGUACCUGCUCCAGCUUUGGGAUAUUCAUCAGACCGAAAGCAUCCCCCUCGGCUGCUUCCCUACCAGACGCAGCAGUGUGAACGUGCAGCUUCAUUCAAAACAACGCAGCAGAUGAAAGAAGAAGCUGAGGAGGCUGAGUGCAAGAAGAAGUUCAGUGCACUUCCAAUUCCCAGUCAAGUCAGACAUCCCCUCUACCAGGAGAUGAUGGAACAGAGGGACAAAGAGAGGAUGCAAAAACUUGAGCAAAGGAAAACCUUUCUGCUCUCUGUGCAAAAACCUUUUAGCUUCCAGGAUAGAGAAAAGAAGAAACAGGACAAGUUGGCUGCAAUGGUGACCCAAGUCUCCCAGGAGGCAAAAAAGACAACUUUAGACAAAAUUCAACAAUCCGCUUCCAAGCUACUCAAAGAGAAAGAUCAGGACCAUUGCAGGAAAGUCCACGUAAGUACCAUUGAACGAGAGAAGCCUGCAGCCUUCGAGAGAACCAAAUCUCGCACAGCAGAGCGGACCAGAAGAGAAAAGCUUGGUUUCCUGGACGAGAAACCAAGCUUCCAGCCAAAGAUCAACCAUCAGGUGCCAGAUUUCAGUCGUCUGCACAAAGCUCUGCAGACAGAGAGGAUGAGAAAAUCACCAGUUAAAGAUGUGAUCAGGUGUCAGCCCUUUUACCUGAGGACAUCUGCCCUUCCUGUCCGGCAGAAGAAACAGAGCCCUGAAAAGUCACAGAUUUCUGGUAAUCUCAAUCGAAGUAAGUCAUGUGGAGCGCUGACGUCCUUGUCUGCCGACACGCUUCCAACUUACAUCACAGAUGCAACAAGGAAACGCUGCAUGGCCAUCAGGAUGUCCAUGGAAAUGAGGGAUUGGAAGAACCAGGCAAGUGAAGACUGGCUGAAGAAGUACAGGACCAAGUCUGAGGCCAUGAGGAAGACGGUUUCCCAUCAUUCCAAGUUACUGGACCCUCACAAAAGCUUGAGAGAAGUCUUUGACGAAAGACUAAAGCACCAUCGGGAGGCAGAUCAUCAAAGGACAAGCGAUUACAUGAGGGAUCUACGGGACAUGAAUGCUCGUGUUGGAGAGCGUCCCCUGUUGUUUGAACAGGUGAAACAGAGAAAUGCAAAAGCUCAAGCAGAGCAGACAUACAAGAACGAACUGAAGAAAGCUGGCGUAAAAGAGCAGUUUGUGGAAGAAAAGGGAGGAAUGGUGAAGGGAACAUCUAUCUCAUCUACAUUGGAGGAUGACACCACCACAGAUGUCGACAGAAAUGACAAUGCUAUCCAAGAAAGUGAUGCAGAGCCUGAUUUAGGUAGGAAAAUGUAGACAACGGUGGAGAAAAUUGAAGAUGUGGAGGAGAACAACAUGGGGGAAGGAUUGUCAUGAUCAGACGGUACAAUGUUUUUGUGGCCUCUCAGCUAGAAAACAACACUGUAUUAAAAUAUGACUCACGUCUAGCGAACCACUUCAACAAUGUGAUAUGCCAACAAUUGUAACUACGAAUUAAGAAAUCUCAAAACAUCUGAACCAGACAAUUCCAAGGGGAAAACAUAGAAAAGUGUAUGAAACUGUGUAAAUAAUCAUUUGUAAAUUAUAUUUUAGAUAUUUAUAGAUGCAAUAGAUUGUUCUGAAAACAAUAACAUGUUUUGUAGAAUUGUGGACAACUGAUUCCCAAAAUAAACAUUUUAAAAACUGAAUGGAAACACUAUUUCAGCUCACUCAUUCUGUAACACAGGGGGUCCAAAGUGUGGCCCAGGGGCCAUUUUGGGGCCAUUUGCGGCCUAUGGCAUUUCGCACAAAUAAACGUAAACCAAAAAAAUCCCAGCAGAAAUGAGAAAUAUCUCAAAAAGGCACUAAAAGCAGAAAAAUAUUGAUACUAAUAAUAAAAACAAUGAUAUUUUGUCCUGAAAUAUACUGUUAAUAUAACUUAUUUUUAAGCCUUUUUACAAAGUUUUAAAAACAAAAAAAUAUCAAAGUGUCUCUGGUCAAUCAUUGAUUUUUUUUAUUUUGAAUGCUGCUCUCAGUGGAAAUAGUUUAGACACGCCUGGUUUAGCAAUUCUUCUGUUCAGAAUCUUUCACACAUAAACAUAAUCGAACCUUUCUUAUGAAGUAUUUACUUUUAAGUUAAAAUGCACUCCUGCAUUUUUAACAAUUCCUACGAGGACACACAGGCCUAUCUUACAAUGCUGGGUUAAAGUUCCGAGUCACCAGAGCCGCACUGCCACCUAAAUAAAUCCUUGCACAGUCACAC
Entelurus aequoreus (snake pipefish) is the source of this 2790-nucleotide messenger RNA. RefSeq names its product FAM161 centrosomal protein B (gene fam161b). The coding region runs from base 255 to 1865 and encodes 536 amino acids. Lineage: Eukaryota; Metazoa; Chordata; Actinopteri; Syngnathiformes; Syngnathidae. Gene Ontology annotation, biological process: cilium organization. Gene Ontology annotation, cellular component: cilium. The transcript has 9 exons. The record is from RefSeq and is a predicted model, not a curated record.